Molecule: messenger RNA, 1952 nt
Organism: Cucurbitaria berberidis CBS 394.84
Lineage: Eukaryota; Fungi; Ascomycota; Dothideomycetes; Pleosporales; Cucurbitariaceae
Product: peptidase M18, aminopeptidase I
Exons: 3
Coding region: 164-1690 (508 amino acids)
Biological process (GO): proteolysis
Cellular component (GO): fungal-type vacuole
Molecular function (GO): metalloaminopeptidase activity; zinc ion binding
Source: RefSeq, a predicted model, not a curated record
CCCCACAUCCAAGCGGCCAUCCUGUAGACCUCGUCAUCCAAUCCCUAUGCGAGUCGCCUGCAAGCUGCGAGCAACAAUACUGCACCUCAGGCCAGCAAUCUCACAGACACAACGCACUCUUCUCAUCCCACCCCGCUUGAUCCUGUCGUGUGCAUUCAGAACCAUGGCCACCACCAAGCCAUCCCUCAAAGCGGCCGACGACUUCCUCUCCUUCGUCAAUGCCUCGCCUACACCCUUCCAUGCCGUCAAAUCAGCCAAAGAGCGGCUAGAGAAGGUGGGCUUCAAGCAGAUCAAGGAGCGCGACUCGUGGGCGUCAACCAUCCACCCCGGGGGCAAGUACUACCUUACCCGUAACGGAUCCUCUAUCGUUGCCUUCGCUGUCGGCAAAAAAUGGAAGGCGGGCAACCCGAUUGCCAUGAUCGGAGCCCAUACAGACUCGCCGUGUCUGCGCAUCAAGCCUGUCUCGAAGCGCCAGGGCGAUGGUUUCCUGCAAGUGGCCUGUGAGACGUACGGUGGCGGUCUGUGGCAUACCUGGUUCGACCGUGACUUGAGCAUCGCAGGGCGCGCAAUGGUGCGGACAAAGGACGGAAACAUCGAGCAGCGUCUCGUCAAGGUGGAACGACCCAUCUUGAGAAUCCCAACACUCGCGAUACACCUUGACCGCCAGGAAAACUUUCAGUUCAACAAGGAGACCCAGCUGUUCCCCAUUGCUGGUAUGGUAGCAGCGGAGUUGAACAGGCAGGGCAAGACAGAGGAACCCAAGGACGCGGAGAGGGAGACGAAAGAUAGCAGUCAGAUCGAGCCAUUGGCCGCUCCCACCUCGAGGCAUCAUUCGUAUCUAGUCGAGAUCAUUGCAGAGGAAGCAGGUGCGGAGCCGGACCAGGUCCUGGAUUUUGAAAUAGUGCUCUACGAUACCCAAAAGUCGGCCAUUGGCGGUCUCAAUAACGAGCUCAUCUUCUCGCCGCGCCUGGACAACCUGAUGAUGACCUUCUGCAGUGUCGAGGGCUUGAUCAAGAGUCUCUCUUCGUCCACAGCCUUGGACAAUGACUCCACCAUUCGCCUCAUCGCUUGCUUCGACCAUGAGGAAAUCGGAUCCAAGACAGCACAAGGAGCGGAUUCGAAUCUCCUACCCGCCGUGCUCCGCCGCCUUUCUGUCUUGCCAGCGUCCGAGAGCGAUUCCGACAAGUCUUACGACAAGGUCGAUGCUGACACUGCCACCGCCUACGAGCAGACCUUGUCCACCUCGUUUCUCAUCUCUGCCGACAUGGCCCACUCUGUGCAUCCAAACUACCCUGCAAAAUACGAGUCGCAGCACAGGCCUGAGAUGAACAAGGGCACCGUCAUCAAGAUCAACGCCAACGCCCGAUAUGCCACAAGUACUCCGGGCAUCGUCCUGCUACAGGAGGCAGCGCGUCGCGCAAAACCAGCUUCGACUAGUCCAUCGUCGACCAAGGCAGGCGUUCCGCUACAGCUCUUUGUUGUCCGCAAUGACUCGUCAUGUGGCAGCACUAUUGGCCCUAUGUUGUCGGCUGCACUGGGUGCUCGCACACUCGACUUGGGCAAUCCUCAACUGAGCAUGCACAGUAUCCGCGAGACUGGCGGAGCUCAUGAUGUUGAACAUGCCAUCAAUCUGUUUGACAGCUUCUUCGAAAACUUUGAAGAACUAGAAAGGAAGAUUGUUGUGGACUGAUUGGACGGACCGAAGCUAUGAAGGUUAGUGUCAGCAAAAAUCUGUAGAUACUCAAGUAAAUAACAUAAGAAUGGGUUGAAACUUUGAGCACCCUGCACCUCUGGGAAUCGGAAUCUGUCGGAUUUCAUUCCGAGCCGCUUCAGGGUCCAUGCCAAGAACCCCACCAGAGUCAUCUUUCAGCGUCAUUGUGAUUUGUUCCAUUAUCUCUACAAAACCUCAAACCAUGUCGAAACCCCAGUUCUUGACUGGCGACAAAGCCGCC